CUCUGGGCAGGUGGGUUUGCUCUGGUGACUUGCCCACCUCCCAGCAUAAGGUGGGCAGCACGUGUUCCCUUUGCAUGACGCUGCGGAUUUAUUCACAGCUCUGCGAGAUCGGCUGCGGUGCAUUUUCAUUCUGUGCAUUGUUCUCUGGGGCUGGUGAUGCCAUCCCAUUGUGCUGAGUUUUUAAGAGUGUGAGCAGCACUGCUGAUGUGACUCCCUGGCUGCCUACUUUCCACUGGCCUGGGAUAAAAUUGGGUGGCUCAUUCUCUGUGGGACGCAGGCGCGUGCAGGGAAGCAGGCGCGCCCAGGGCGAUGGGGUCAGUUUAGCUGGGACACUGCAAAGCUAUGCAGGAUUCACCCAGCUCUCUGGUGAUGGAUGGAUACUCCAGCAAUGUCCCAGCCUUCCUAACAAAACUCUGGACGCUGGUGGAAGACCCUGAAACGAACCAUCUCAUCUGCUGGAGUUCUAAUGGCACCAGCUUCCAUGUGUUCGACCAAGGCCGCUUUGCCAAGGAGGUGCUGCCCAAGUAUUUCAAGCACAACAACAUGGCCAGCUUCGUCCGGCAGCUGAACAUGUAUGGCUUCAGGAAGGUGGUGAACAUCGAGCAGGGGGGGCUGGUCAAGCCUGAGAGGGACGACACUGAGUUCCAGCACCUCUGCUUCCUGCAGGGCCAUGAGCACCUCCUGGAGCACAUCAAGAGGAAGGUGUCAGUAGUCAAAAGUGAGGAGACCAAGAUGCGCCAGGAGGACCUCAGCAGGUUGCUAUAUGAGGUACAGAUUCUGAGAAGUCAGCAGGAGAACAUGGAGUGUCAAGUGCAGGACAUGAAGCAACAAAAUGAAGUUCUUUGGCGGGAAGUUGUUUCUCUGCGGCAGAACCACUCACAGCAACAGAAAGUCAUCAACAAGCUGAUUCAGUUUCUGUUUGGCCAGCUCCAAUCAAGCCCCAGCAGCAGUGGGAUAAAGAGGAAGCUACCUCUGAUGCUUGACAAUGGGAUCUCAGCUCCACCAGUGUCCAAGUUCAGCCGGCAUUUGUCCCCAGAGCCCCUCCAGGAGCCCUAUUUCAUCCAGUCGCCCUCGACAGAGCCUGCCUCUUGCUUAAACAGCCCUGCAAUCGCUGGAGGACCCAUCAUAUCUGAUGUUACUGAAGCAUCACCAUCCAACAUCAUGAAUAUGCAAUCCCCUCCUGAAAAUGACAGGGAGAAGUGCCUCAUGCUGAUCAAGGAGGAGCCAGUGAGCCCUGGAGUGAAAGGCAGCGUGGAGCCCGAGGUGCCCCUGCCCGGCUGCCGCGCCUGCUCCGAGCCCCCGGUGCUGCCCGUGGCCAUGGUCCAGUCUGUGCUGGAGGGCAAAGGCAGCUGUGCUGCAGCCCCACCAGGGGCCUCCCAGGCACCUGAGAGGAGAGGCAGGAGGGCCCUGCUGGACAGAACAGAUAUUUCAGACCCACUGGAGGGCACUGACUGGAGCCUGGAGGGGCUGCAGCUGCUGCUGAGGAGCCAGCAGUACAGCCUGGAGCCUGCCAGCCUCUUGGAUGUCUUUAAUCCCAAUUUAUCUCUGAGUGAAUGGAAUUUGACUGAAAUGGAAGCCAGUCUGCCCCCGAUGCAGCGACUCACAGUGGAUCUGGAGAAGAGUGCAACUGAGCUGCCCCCAAAAGUGUUCAACCCACCAUUCAACAGCACCUGCCCAGGGAAAGAUGUCAUCCUUGAAAGUGCCCAGCAGUUCCUCCUUGACCGUCAGUCAAUCUUUGGGAACGACCUCAUCAGCUUGCCUGAAAAUUCAUCACUUUAUGUUCCUUCUGAAAAUAUAGCUUCCUACAUGUCCUCUGGGGGUGUCCAAGGGGAUAUCCCUCUAAACCUGAGUUCUUCCAUGGACAACAGCCAGUGAUUUAGCUCCCAAGAAACAAAACCUCCCUCCCACCCAUCCAAGCAUCCACAGCUUGAAUUCUGAAGAAACAAAACUGACUCAGUAACCCUCAAGAGAGUUUCUUUUUGUGUCCUUUUUUUUUUUUUUUGAGUAGGUGGAAAUGGUCAGUAGCUGUUGCAUUACCCUCCCUGCACCUGGAUUUUAGUGUUUUUUAAAACAAAACUACUUCUGGUGCUUGCUCUGAGGGGGAGUGAGAACUUGUCAGGAUUUUUUUUUCCUUGAAAAUGCUUUAGAAAUUUCAAAUCUUUUAAUAAAACUCAAGUGAAGAGUAGCUUGAAAGUCCAUCUGAGACUUCAUAAAAUAGUGAUCCUGACUAGUGUCUGCAAUGGCAGACUGUUGGAUUUUACUGGGGCAGCACAGAUUGGCUAAGAUGCCUGACCCUUGUUGAUGCUGGUUAUUGAAUAGGAAAAUAGUUCUCAUGCCAGUCCAAUGCUCUAAAAAGAUUUUUUAACCAUUUUCUGGGUUUGGUGGGAUGCACCUGUUCCUCCUAAGGUGAGUAGGAAGAAGAUCCAAUGGGGUUUGUAGAAGCUUGUUUUCUGAGUGACCCCACCAAGAAUGUGCC
Messenger RNA from Serinus canaria (Common canary), 2476 nucleotides. It is a transcript of the gene HSF4, whose product is annotated as heat shock transcription factor 4. Lineage: Eukaryota; Metazoa; Chordata; Aves; Passeriformes; Fringillidae. The transcript is spliced from 13 exons. Gene Ontology annotation, molecular function: sequence-specific DNA binding; DNA-binding transcription factor activity. Gene Ontology annotation, biological process: regulation of DNA-templated transcription. The record is from RefSeq and is a predicted model, not a curated record. Bases 343 to 1875 code for a protein of 510 amino acids.